GAUCAUUUGAGCAUAGAUGAAUUACGCUCGGAAGUGCUAGUAAUAUUGCUGUCACAUCACGUUAUCAAAAUUAUCUGAGAGAGAUUCUCGUUCCUGGAGAAGGUAUUAGAAGAGCGGUAAUUCUGUAAUAUCAAUACGUUUGGAGCUUCGAUGAGUUUUUACUGGAUAACAUUCUAAGAUCGCUGAUUGCUGUGGCAUUAUGUACUUGAUGUAUCACUUUUUAAAAGUCGCCGUACAUCGCUCUCAUGCUUCGACAAGAGGAAUCGACAACGCUGCCCAAUAGUGCAGGCCUACAUGAAGUAAACGUAAGAGCCACUUCAGCUGGUAAAUCAAAAUCAUCGAGCAGUGGACAUGAAAGUGGGGAAGGUGAUAACAUUCGAGUGUAUGUACGUGUCAGACCUCCAGCUAAAAACCUUGAAACAGAUGUUGAUCGCACACCAUGUCUAGAUGUAACAUCUGGAAAUACAGUUGUUCUUCAGAGCAAGCCUGACCCAAAAACAUUUUCCUUUGAUCAUGUGGCUGAUAUUAACACAACUCAGGAAGAGGUCUUUGGAGCAGUUGGGAAGAAGAUUGUAGAGGGUUGUGUUGCAGGUUACAAUGGAACAAUUUUUGCCUAUGGCCAGACUGGCUCAGGGAAAACAUUCACCAUGCUUGGACCUGCUGAGGGAGAGGAAGAGAGCUUUACUCAUCAGCUCCGUGGUGUCAUACCACGUGCAUUUGAAUACCUAUUCAGUUUGAUAAACAGGGAACAGGAAAAGUAUGGUGAACGAGUAGAAUUCUUGUGUCGCUGCUCUUUCCUGGAGAUCUACAAUGAACAGAUAUUUGACUUGUUAGAUCCUGCGUCAAUGGGCCUGUCACUUAGGGAGGACAUCAAGAAAGGUGUAUUUGUAGAUGGGUUACUAGAAAGAGAUGUGGCGAGUGCAAGGGAUGCUUACAGGGUGUUGAAUUCUGGUUGGCUGAACAGAAGAGUAGCCUCCACAUCGAUGAACAGAGAAAGUAGCCGCAGCCAUGCAGUUUUUACAGUGACUUUAGAAUCAAAGGAACGUAAGGCAGGUAUGGCUAGUAUCAAAGUGUCCCGUCUUCAUCUUGUGGAUUUGGCAGGUUCUGAAAGACAGAAGGAUACUCAUGCAGAGGGCCUCAGACUUAAGGAAGCAAGUAGUAUUAACAAGUCGUUGUCAGCACUUGGUAAUGUGAUCAUGGCCUUGGUUGAUAUCACUCACGGGAAGACCAGACAUGUUCACUAUAGAGACUCAAAACUAACAUUCCUUUUAAGAGACUCACUGGGUGGCAAUGCAAAGACUUAUCUUAUUGCAAAUGUACAUCCAUCUGCUAAGUGUUUUGGCGAAACAUUAUCCACUCUAAACUUUGCUAAAAGAGCAAAGAUGAUUAAAAACAAGGCUGUGGUGAAUGAGGAUGCUACUGGAAGCAUUACUGCUCUUCAAGCUGAAAUAAGACGACUUAGAGAGGAGCUGGAGAAAGCUCGAGCUGGAAUUCCAAAGCAAAUCACCAGACAAGAAUCAACUGAAGCAGAUCAUAAAAAUUCUCGAGGUGAAGCUUGUGUCCCUGCUGAUACAAACAACAAUAACAAUAACUGUAACAAUAACUCUGGAAUAGAUGUGAAUCAGCAGUACCGGGAGUGGAGAGAAAUGAUGGUGGCAGCCACUGCGGCGAGGGAUCGAGCCGAACAGGAAAAGCAGUGCUUAGUUGAGAAGGUGCAAAAGCUCGAGGAAUUGUGCAGCAAAAAGGAAAAAUUCCUUCAGUCGACAAAGAUGAUCCUAAAGUUUCGAGAAAGCACAAUUUCCAGACUGGAGAGACUGAGAAAACGAGAUAAGGAAGGGCCUGAUGGCCAAGACGACGAUAAGGAUAGAGAAAUUCAACUUCUCAAAGAAGAAAUCGCCGUAAUGAAAGAUAAACUUGAACACCACCCAGAUGUCACGAGGUUCGCUAUGGAAAAUCUAGAGCUUAGAGCGGAGCUUAAGUGCAUACGCACCCGGGAUGAAGAUGGGACUGAUUUCACUCAAGAUCUUGCUAAAAGUCAGCGCUACACGUUGCAGUUAGAGAGACAAUUGAGGGAAUUGCUUCAGUCACCUCAAGGAAGUGAACUUGAGAGAAGUUUAUCCAACUCCUUGCUAAACUUGGAAGCGUCGAAUGCCGAACUCGAAAAGUUCAAACUCGAAAGAGCGCAAUUACACGCUCAAAUGGAAUCGACUCGAGAGGAACUAACAGAAACCCGUGAAAGUUUACAACAGACUAAGGAAAAACUAGUAGGACAAGAGGAGAGCUUCAGAAAAAAAUGCAUCGACUUAGAAGCUGAUGUUUUGUCACUCAGAAAGGCCAACUCUGAAUUGGAGAGAGCACUGGAAGCACAUCAACUGAAAACAGCAGUGGAGCGUACGACAUUAAAUGACAUCCACAUGCAAACAAUCAAGAGUCUUACCUCCCCGCGGAAAAUCCUAAACACGCCCAAUCGACUGAGUCCACGCAGCGCAGCAAGCACUCCUAAACGGUCCCCGGCUGUUGGUCGAAAGUCUAAGCUGUCUUCUCCCGUGAUAGGGACACCUGAUGAGAAACCCAAACCACAAAAUGGACUGGUAAGGAGAGACAGCUUCCACGAUAUUGGAUCAGACAGUGAAAUGGAUGAUCCGUUCUUCAAUUUUGACUCCGAAGAGAUGGAUGACGAGGAACUUUAUGCUGAAUCGCUUUUGGAGGAGCUAAAAAAGCAACAGGAAAUGAAUAACGUCCAGUUACAACAGCUCCAGACAGAAGAGGCGACAAGAAUUCGACUGAAUCAAACCGUCAACAAACUUGAACACCAAGUGCAGAAUCUCACGUCGGUUCUAACCAGUGAGCGGGAAAAGCAUGCUGCAACUGAGACUGAGCUGAACAUGAAGAACCUGGGUCUUGCUGACAAGCUGAAGGAGGCCCGGGGAGAACUUACUGUACUCCGAAGUGAAAUAGAAGAUUUGAAAUGCUCAAUGCAAGCUUCACAGAGACAAGUUGAUUCGCUGAAGAAGGAACGAGACAUGGAAAGUAUUGAGUCUGGCAGAAGACUUGCCACAUUGGAGAGUAAGUUAACAAGGCUUGAAAUAGAGAACUACAAUCAACAGACAGAAAUGGAGAGCUCUAUAGAGAUGAACCAGCACUUACAGGCGGAUGUAGAGACACUCAGAGAUGAACUGGAAUUCAAGAAUCACAAAAUUGAAGAGUUCGAGAGCAUGUUACAAGCAGAAAGACAGAGACUCAAGGACAUGGGACAAGAAUUGCAGGGAACUUUGGAGAAGUUAGACAUUCAAACUGAGACAAAUAACAAGUUGCUGGCUCAACAAGAUAAACAACAGGAUAUGGUGAGGGCACUGGAACAGCUUGUGGCCUUGAGGACAGAGCUACAAGAAAGCAACUUGACUUGUGAACAACAGGCUCAGAAAAUACACUCUUUGUCAGAGGAACUCGAUGAAGCAAAGACCAGCAUUAGAACGUUGAACAAACGAAACGAAUCCGACAUCGAUUGUGUUAACAAUUUAAUGGAGUCUGUCAAAGGUCUAAAAAAGAACCUUGGCGAUAAAGAGAGUGAACUCUCAUAUAUUAGAAAUCAACUAGAGGAGAGCAAACUUCAGCAACAGGAGUUGACAGAUAGUAUAGAAGAAAAGAAACGAACCAUCGAGAAACUGAAGGAAAAACUUGACCGAGAAACGGAGAAGUUUAACAAAGAAAGAUUGGAUCGCGAAACUGAAAUGAGUCAGUUGAGAGAUGAUCUUCGUCGUACCACUGAGCAAUACAGAGAACUUAACCAGGCCCUGGCUCAACAACAGCAACAGAUCACAUGUUUGCAGUCUGAUUUGAAAGACAAGAAGACUACAGUGGUGACCUUAGAAGACAAGGUGCGAGAAAUCGAACAAUCCAAGGCCGAGCUGGAGUCUCGGUACGAGAGUCGGCUGAAUCAGUUCCAACAUUUGAACGAAUCACUGGACGCAUCUGGAAUGAUUGAAUCACAUGAAGCUGAGUUGGACAAACUGCGCACCACACAGUUCAGUAUGUCAAAAGUGAUCGAUAACCUGGAGGCUCAUCGUCAAGAAAGAAAUGAAGAAAUUGAAUUAUUACGAGGUCAACUGGAGGAGAUGGAUGAACUGAAAAGAAAUAACGACCUGCUGGAAACACACUGCAAGACACUCACUUAUCAACUGGAGGCCGAGAGGAACGAAGCCAGAGAAAAAGAGGAAAAGUUCAAAACUGAAGCUGAUGAGUCAAAGAAGCAAUUAGAGGCCGCCAAUGAGAAUGAAAGAAGUGCCACGGCGCAGAAGGAUCAGAUUUUAUCGGAGAAAGCAGCCAUCGAAUCAGUGUUGGCUGCAGCGAAGCUAAACAUGGAGACAGCACUUGAGGAUGCUGAAUACAUGGCCGAAGAACUUGAAAGAACUCGACAGCUUGAGAAGCAAGGAUUUGAAGAAAAAGAAGAACUGAAAUCUAAACUUGAAUCCGCCAUGGAAGAGAAGUUCAAACUGGAGAAGGUAUUGAAAAAAAUUGAAGAAGAGAAUGCUCGAUUGAAGGGCCAUCAGAACCCACAACAGAAAGUACAGCACUUGUUGGCAAUUAAAAAGGAAAAUAAUGCUCUUAAAGAGCAAGUGAACAAGCUGAUUAAAGAAACCCAGAAGUGCAGUUGUAAAGGGAAGAAAGCGCCACUUAACAGCAAAAAUGGAGGAGGUGAGAGCAAGAAAGAAGGAAAAUCAAAGACAAGUUCAUCAAGCGAGGAAGAAGGGACAUCGGAUAUAAAAGAUGCGAUGGACAAGGAAAAUUUGUUUUCUGCUGCUACUUGAAAACUUUUGCGUUACUUGCUAUCUAGUGGGUUUUAACGUUCAGUCAAUGAUUACAAAGGAAGAAAUUGCGUUUUACCUGUGACUUCAUCUGCUUUGUGAAGGAGCAGUUACACGAGUCUGAAACACGAUUGUACGACGAAUACAGACUGAUUAUUGAGCAAGUUAUUUUAGUUUAGAACUGAAGUUGGUUUGUGUCUUGGGGCGAGAUGAGAAAAAAUCCAUGAAGCCACGAAUAUGGCUUCUUUUGAACAAAAAGCAGUGUUCUCUCUAGGCCUGCCUAGGAAUAUGCUAAGUAGUCACUUAUGUUUUAGGGUUUUAAACGGGACCCGACGGGGAACCGCGUAUAUUUUCAUAUUUUGUAUAACUGUGGCUACGAUCUAUAAGUAGUGAGGUGUUUAGGUUCAAAACAGUGAAUUAGCAGCCGGCAUUGUCAGCUUGUUAAAUUCACUUAUCUUGUGAACCGAUCCACGGGCUUUUGAUAUGUACAAGAAUAUCUAACAUAUUCUUCAAUUUCAGGAGAUCGACGAGUACUUGUAGUCUAGAAUUUCAAAUAUCUCUAUCAUAGUUUGAUUGUAACGCAUGCCGUGCUCAGGAUCAUACAGUAUAUGCACUAUCAGCAGUCAUUCUGCUAUUUUUAAAGAACUCAGUAACAAAACCUCAUCUUAUCCUAAGUCUAUUUCAUGUUUUAUUCAUUAUCAGAGCUUUUUCCAUGUUACACACGUAUUAUUUUUGUGACACUCUUGAUCCCUCUGUAUCAACGAACGCUUUCCAUUUCUUCAA
Pocillopora damicornis (cauliflower coral) is the source of this 5588-nucleotide messenger RNA. Its product is annotated as kinesin-like protein KIF15. The record is from RefSeq and is a predicted model, not a curated record. Gene Ontology annotation, biological process: microtubule-based movement. Gene Ontology annotation, molecular function: ATP binding; microtubule binding; microtubule motor activity. Lineage: Eukaryota; Metazoa; Cnidaria; Anthozoa; Scleractinia; Pocilloporidae.